Molecule: messenger RNA, 2559 nt
Organism: Loxodonta africana (African savanna elephant)
Lineage: Eukaryota; Metazoa; Chordata; Mammalia; Proboscidea; Elephantidae
Product: olfactory receptor 51I1-like
Exons: 1
Coding region: 1275-2228 (317 amino acids)
Biological process (GO): G protein-coupled receptor signaling pathway
Cellular component (GO): plasma membrane
Molecular function (GO): olfactory receptor activity; G protein-coupled receptor activity
Source: RefSeq, a predicted model, not a curated record
GGAAGUCGCUAACUAGGUAGCAGACAAGUGUCAACUUUGGCGAAGGGAAAGACAACACUCAAUGUAGGGGAAGUCAGCAAAACUAGACCAAAGCAAAAGCAUAGAAGUUUCCUAGAUGCAUCCAAACACUUUGAGGGACCAAGUAGCUGGGUCUGGGGGCUGGGGACCAUAGUCUCUGGGCACCUCUGGGUCAAUUGACAUAACACAGUUCAUAAAGAAAAUGUUCUACAAGUGGCCAUCUAAGAUACACCUAUUGGUUUCACUCUUCUGGAGCAAAGCAGAAUGAAGAAAACCAAAGACACAAGGAAAAUAUUAUCCCAAAGGACUAAAGGAUUGCAUGAACCAGAGACCCCAGCAGCUUGAGACCAGAAGAACUAGAUGGUGCCUGGCUACCACCAAUGACGGCUCUGAAGGGCUCACAACAGAGUCACAGAUAAAGAGGGAGAAAAAUGUAGAGCAGAAUUCAAAUUCAUUGAAGAAAGACCAGACUUACUGGUCUGACAGAGACUGAAAGAAUCCCUGAGACUAUCGUCCCUGAACACUCUGCUAAAUCAGAACUGACACCAUUCCCAAAGCCCACUUUUCAUACAGAUUAGACAGGUCUAUAAAACAAAAAUAACACACCUGAGGAAUGUGCUUCUUAGUUCAAACAAAUAUGUGAGACCAAAAGGGCAACUCCUGUUCAAAAGCAAGACAAGAAGGCAGAAAGGGGCAGGAAGUGGAUGAAUGGACACAGUAAACCUGGGAUGGAAAGGAGGAGCGUGCUGUCAUAUUGUUGGGAUUGCAACUAAUGUUACAAAACAAUACGUGUUAAAAAUUUUUGAAUGAGAAAUUAGCUUGAGCUGUAAACUUCCACUUAAAACACAAUAAAAUUAAAAAAAAAGACAAUAUAAAAGUAGAUUCAAACAUAGGUAAACUAAGCUAUGAAAAAAUAAAGAGGUCUGAGGAUGAAAUUUUUCUAAGAUUUAUAAUACAAAAGAAAAUUAGGUUCUUAAUUUUCAUUGUCACUUGAUCAAUGAUUGAGUGUUCUAGGCCGAAGGAACUCUACUAGCUUUUACAUUUUAUAGCAGUUUUCCAAAUUCUAACUCCUGAUAGUUAUUCAGAAAGGGUUGGAAACUUCCAAAGAUGUAAAGAUUAGUGUUGUCAAAGAGAAGUUAGUGUUUCUCAAGAGAAGUUAAAUGCAUUAUCUUUAAAUCUGUAAUUUUUUUUUCCUUUUUUUUUCCCCAUAGGAACAACUGGAAACUGGUUUGGGCUGGCCUCCGAGAAAUAUCUUCAUGGAGCUUAUAAAUAGUAGCUGGUUUCAGCCACCUAUUCUCUUUCUAACAGGCAUCCCUGGACUGGAGACUGUACUAAUAUGGAUCUCUUUCCCACUGGGUGUCAUAUACCUAAUUGCCCUCCUAGGGAACUGCACCAUCCUCUUUGUUAUCAAAACCACUUCCAGCCUUCAUGAGCCUCAGUAUAUCUUCCUAUCUAUGUUGGCAGCUACAGAUGUGGGUCUGUCUUUAACAACUCUACCCACGGUACUUAAUGUCUUCCUCCUGAAUCACAGACAGAUUGAGUUCCACUGCUGCCUAACACAGAUGUUCUUCAUCCAUACUUUCUCUUCCAUAGAAUCAGCCAUCCUGCUGGCCAUGGCUUUUGAUCGCUUUGUAGCUAUUUGCAACCUGCUGCACUACACUGUGGUCUUAACCCCUCCUAGGAUUACUGGAAUGGGACUUGUGGCUGUGACUAGAGCUGUGGCAUUGAUGGCCCCAUUGUCAAUCCUACUCAAGCGAUUGUCCUUCUGUAAGGGUAUCAUUCUAUCCCAUUGUUACUGCUACCACCCCGAUGUUAUGAAGUUGGCUUGUGGCCCUGUCAGAGUCAAUGGCAUCUAUGGCUUAUGCCUUGUCCUCUGCUCCUUUGGAGUUGACUCUACAUUCAUUAUAAUUUCAUACAUCCUAAUUUUGAAAACAGUGCUGGGUAUUGCCUCAAAAAGUGGUCAGCUCAAGGCACUCAAUACUUGUGUUUCCCACAUCUUUACUGUCUUCAUCUUUUAUGUGCCACUCAUCGUGCUUGCCUUAAUUCAUAGGUUUGGUACAUUUACAUCUCCUCUUCUGCAUGUAACCAUGGCAAAUCUCUUCCUCUUCUUAACCCCUGUCCUUAACCCCUUGGUUUAUAGCCUAAAAACAAAACAGAUAAGGUCAACAUUGCACAAGAUAUUCAAGGGGAAGGAGAAUGUGCUAAAGUAAUCAAGUAUGACCUUAGUGAAAAAGAUACCCUAACUCUUUCUCAUUUAUCUGUCUGUUUCUAUCAGAAAUACAACACCAUUUCAAGGUAUGGUUUUGUGAGAAUUGGUGAGGUAUUUGCUCUUUGUCUGACAAGAAAACAGUAGUUUUGUAGUUAUUUUCUCAAUUCAUCAAUAGCUUAAGAAAUCUUUCUAAUUUUUUUUUUCUUUACUGUCUGUCCCUUUUUAUAUAUUUAAUUACAAGCGAUUAAGUCGUUACCAAUUCUAGAUGAUAAAAGCCAAAUUAUUAACAUAUUUUAGAAAGUUUUCAGGUUUUUUUUUUUUUUACCCCUGCC